Molecule: messenger RNA, 1558 nt
Organism: Conger conger (European conger)
Lineage: Eukaryota; Metazoa; Chordata; Actinopteri; Anguilliformes; Congridae
Gene: sycp1
Product: synaptonemal complex protein 1
Exons: 12
Coding region: 737-1558 (273 amino acids)
Biological process (GO): chiasma assembly; synaptonemal complex assembly; meiotic DNA repair synthesis
Cellular component (GO): synaptonemal complex; transverse filament; male germ cell nucleus
Molecular function (GO): double-stranded DNA binding
Source: RefSeq, a predicted model, not a curated record
CCCCCUCAAGAGAGGAACUGGAGACUUUGAAGGCCACAAUGGAUGAGCAGGGUAGAGAGACAGAGACUAUGAGUAAGAGACAAGAGGAUAGUUAUAAAAACCUGCAGAAUGAACUGACAAAAAAGGAAAAACAGAUUAAAGCUCUUGAAGUUAAGCUGAAUACCUUGAAAACAAAAAUGGAAUCUAAAACUAAAGGACAUGAAGAAUAUGUGAAAGAGAAUAAGAAUUUGAAGAGACAGGUUGCAACAGGGAAUGACAAGUGCAGUCAGCUGGAAAGUGAGGUGAUUGAGCUGAGGCAGGAGCUGAAAGCUGCAGAUGCACACCAUGCCGAGGAGCUCCAGACGCUGCGCGAGGCUGUACACACCCAGCGCGGCACAGAGACCGAGCUCCAGGAGAAGGUUACUCUCCCCAGAGCCGGGCUUUUUCAUACAGGAGGCAGGCGGCCCUGCUCACAGCCUCUCAAUAACCUUUGCUGCGCUUCCGCAGGUUCACAAGUUACAGCUCUCUGCAGCCGAGGCUGUCAAGAGCAAGGAGGACACGGAAACGAAAUGUCAGCACAAAAUCUCCGACAUGGUCGCUUUGAUGGACAAGCACAAGGCGAGAGUCGCAGCUCAGCAAAAAAACGCUGCAACAUCAAGAGUCACACGUCAGUGCAUCUGCUGCAGAGAGCGUGGCCGGGGUUUCAUAACUGUUCUGCCCGUUUUUCUCAUCUUUAUCUCAGAAUCAGUACGACAAGAUGGUGGAGGAGAAAGAUGCAGAACUAGAGGAGAAGAGGAAGAGAGAAGCGGAGAUUAAAGCUGAUAAACUCUCCCUGGAGCUGGAGAUGUCGGAGCUGAAGAUACAUCAUUCAGACCUGAAGAAACAGCUUGACAGUGAAAUAAAAGAGAAGGAGAAGGUGAAACAGGAAGUUACAUCAUUGAGUAAGAAGAUUAAGGCUCUGAAAGAAGACAGUAAGCACAAGGCCCAGCAUCCGCCGACACCUGUGGUGAAACCCAACGGGGUGAAGAUUACUCCCAGCCCAAAAACUUCUUCUGUCAAGUCCAGGCGGACCAUUUAUGACUUCACAAAUGAACAGGAAAAUGAAUGUUGUGAGGCUCAGAGUAACGUUGCAGACAAAAAGGUUAUGGUGACACCGCAGCAGAAGGUCUCAGAAAGUGGAACCUUAAAAACAUCUAGGGCUUCAGGCAACAAGGCCAUCGUGACCCCACGCAUGAAGUCCUACAGGAUACGCACCCCCCCAUCGCCCGGGAAAUGUCUGCUCCUGGGGAGAAGUACCCUGGAGCUCGACCCCAAGUCUGACAGCUCUGAGCUGAACGACUCUCUGAGCUUUUCAGCCCAGUCUGGGCGCUUCAAAAGAAGCCUGCGUCUGGGUGAGUCUGGUCCUCUUCAGCAGCAGCAUGGGAGCCUACACAAGAAGCCGGACGGUCCCGCCGAGUUCAGGUCCCCCGGCGCGGCUCUGAAACUCGCCGCGGUCAAACGCAUGCGCGACGCCGGCUGGACCGCCGUCACCAACUCCGACAAGAGGAAGAAGAACGGGUCAGAGAAGAUCUUUGCGUAG